Molecule: messenger RNA, 4909 nt
Organism: Diachasma alloeum
Lineage: Eukaryota; Metazoa; Arthropoda; Insecta; Hymenoptera; Braconidae
Exons: 4
Coding region: 164-2440 (758 amino acids)
Source: RefSeq, a predicted model, not a curated record
UUGGUUGCCUUGGUGGUGUAUUUUCCCACAACGGUAUUUAGUGCCAAAACAUCCCGAAACAAUUCAAUUUUCGUUCGGGAAAUAUUUCACUCUUCUCAUUCGGGUGAUUAUGUGAUGGUGAUGUGUCUGUGCUGACUAUUGGAAUUUUAUUAUCACUGUGUACAUGUUGCCGGAAAGCACUUUUCCCGUCACAGGGGGCAUUAUGCAGACUGAGGAAGUCGUGCCUCGUGCACAGUCAACAGGCAUAGACGGCUCCCUGACGGACACAUCGAAUUACCCAAGCCCCCUGCAUCUAUCCCAGCACUUGGCCUGUCCAUUACCACCACUCGUCCACAUGGCGGUAAAACAAGAGCCCCAGGACGACGAGGAACGGGCGAGAGAGGCUAAUAGUCUCAGAUCCAGUUCUAACGAGGCACUUAACAGUCAACAAACGGAGACAAGUGCAGCAUCUACACCGCCCGAAGUUGCCCAUCACGUACACCAUAAUCACGACACCGCCACGGUACAGCAAUCACUCCAGUCAACGGAAAGUGUCACGGAAAACAAUCAUGACACCACCAGCAGAUCUAGACUAAGUCGCGGAAGAAGGAAGUCCCGGUGGAAGUUGAAGUUUCACCACCAGGCGCUGCCACCGGAGUAUUUGGACCACUACGAGGCAGCCUUGGCGCAAGAAGCCUUGAACACAUCACCUCCCCACGCUCACGAACCCUCGGUCUUGAGCCCAGCACCGACAACAUCGACUUCAACAUCCACUCCCACUCCAGUGGCAGAUGUCCAAGGCUGGCUCCAGCGAAUUGCCGCAAUGCAGCAGGAGCUCUGUCCCCGCGUGACACCACCAGCGCAACACCCAGAAUCACCACUAGCCACAAAUUACCGGAGAUCCGUCAUAACCUCGGCAUCAAACACCCACUCCCAUCAUCAGCAGUCUCAGCCAACACCGAGACCACCCAUGAAGUACUCAGACCUGCCUUACAUGGGUGAGAUAACCCUGGACAAUAGUAAGCCAAGGAGAGGCAGAAAGCCGAAGAAGGCGGACAUUUGCCACCUCAUCUACAAGAACUACGGGACUAUCCUGCCGGGUACGCCGGGUCACGACGACCGAAAGCCCCCGAAGGAAAAGCCAGAGAGCCACCGCGAGCCGGCGCCACCGGUCACUUUCCAACGGACGGACAUCCAGAAUCGGAUAAGUAGCCUCCUGGAGAAGAGACUGACCCAAGAGUCCCGAAGGAACUUCCUGGACGACCACCGGGAGCAAGAUGAGCCUCUGAACCUUUGUAUCAAAGAUCUAAACCAACUGAAAAUCCGUCUCCUCCGAAAGCACGGAAAUAUCUACGAAUCAGGCGCUGUGAAAAGUGAGACCUCUAGCGAUGGUGAGGACAUAGAGUGCCUCGGAUCCCCCUUUCCCAGUGCUGUGGACCCCACCCGCCCCGAUCCCCUGAACAACAACAAUCACAGUGUAGUUAACAAUAACACUAAAAACCUCAACAACAACGACCCGGUAAACCCGGGCUUCGUGUACUGGCCGAAUGCAGGAGUGUUCAUCCACCCGAUGACGCUUCAAUCGCAGUUCCUAUACUACCAGAAGAUGGCGCAGGGUGAUAAGACCCCGGUCAAGCCGGAGGUAUCCCCGAAGGAGCAGAAAAUCGUCCCCAAGUCGAUUUACGCAAUGUUGGAUAAUAAAAGUCCAACGCCUGCCCAAAAUCCGCCGCCAGCCCCCGUCUCCCAGCCUCCGGUGUCCCCGAGGCCGAAGAGAAUAGCUCCCCUCGGUCAACCACCGGCGCAACCUACAAAACGUAAGCGCUCUGCCAUUUUUAUUCCUCCGAUGCCGACGGAAAACAAUAAUAACCCGGCGACUGAAGUCAGCAUUUGUAAAUUCAAGUUCACGGGGGGUGCGAAGCCAAGUCUUCAGGAGAAGAAGAGUCUCUCCGUUGACUCUGGCGGUAACUUCCGGUACUACAGUGGCACUGGAGACAAGAGCAUGAGGGGAUAUGAAUUCUUCCCAAGAGAAGCUCUUCAGCAGCCACCAGGACAGCCUGGCUCAUCGGCUGGAGCGUUUCUUAGCGCCACUGGAGAGCGAAUUCCACCGCCCCCUUGUCCGAGAACUGUGACACCGGAUGAUGGCAGGCGAAAACGGAAGACCAGGAAGUCUCUUCAGAGAGAGAAACUGGAGCAGACGUUCAAGGAGAAGGGCUUCCUCAUACAGACGCAACAGCUGGAGUCCGCCGAGGGCGCAACUUAUUGCAAAUUUCGGCAGUUGAGAAAAUUCACUAGGUAUUUGUUCAGAAGUUGGAAGGAUUACUUGCCUGGAAACGUGGGGGAUAUGUCCCAGAAUCCCGAAGCGGAGGGGAUUGACGGGGAAUGUGAUGAGCACUCGACCUCACCCAUUUCCAAUAUUGAGGGUAAUUUGAUCGAUGAACAUCGACCGUUACCGCUCACGUGAAGACUCACCAAUUUGGAGAAAUGUCAUGAGAACAUAAAAAAAAAGUAAUGAUUCAAGUAGUUAGAGACUUGAUUUUAGUUGGUUUUAUUUUUUAAUAGAUUUCAAAUAGUGUAACUGUGACUCCAUCAAGUCGAGUUUUAGCCUUUUUGCAAGGAGAAAAGUGGAUUAUUUGAAUAAGAAAGGUCUCAGUUCGUUACCUACUUGAUUCAAGUCGAACCGUCGGCGUGAUUUACGCCGACAAAUUUAUCUGUUGCAGGAAAUACAUAGCGAUUUGAUCCAAGUCGAAUUGAAUCAAGUCACAGUAUCAAUUCAGACCCGAUCUGAAUUAAGUCGCUGUGCUGCUUUGUACAUUUUUUAAGACGACUUGAUCGAAGUCGAAUUAAGUCAAGCGGCAGAAUUUAUUAGAAUUAAGUUCAACUCAACCUGAAUUACCCGCAGAAUCUACUUGAAUGAAGUCGUACCUAAUUUGAAUUAAAUCGUAGAAUCUACUUGAGUUAAGGAAAACCCGACUUAAAUCAGAUCGCAGAAUCUACUUGAAUCAAGUCUAACCCGACAUGAAUCAAGUUAUCGAAUUUAUUUGAAACAAGUCACACGCAACAUCAAUCAAAUCACAGAGUCUAUGAAUUCUAUGAAUCAAAUCGUAGAAUCUACUUGAAGUCAGACUAAACCUGAAUGAAAUCGUAGAAUCUACUUGAAUCGAGUUGCAACCGACCUAAAUCUAACGGCAGAAUCUACUUGAAUCAAGUCGGACCCGACCUGAAUCAACUUACAGAAUCUAUUUGAAUUAAGUCAGAUGCAACCUGAAUCAAAUUACAGAGUCUACUUGAAUCAAGUCAAACCUAACCUGUAUCAACUCGUAAAAUCUGUUUGAGUUAAGGAAAUCCCGACCUAAAUCAGAUCGCAGAAUCUACUUGAAUCAAGUCGGGCCCAACCUGAAUUAAGUUACAGAAUCUACUUGAAUCAACCCGAACCUAAUCUGAAUCAAAUCGUAGAAUCUACUUCAGUUAAGUAAGACACAACAUAAAUUAGAUCAUUGAAUCUACUUAAAACAAAGUCGGAUGCAACCGAAAUGAAGUUACAGAAUUCAUUUCAAUCAAGUUGCAUCGGACCUGAAGCAAGUCGUCGAAUCUACCAGAAUUACGUCCCACGUGAUAACGGCAAGAAAUAAGUCGAUUCUCGACAUGAUUCAGUUCUUCUCACAUCAAGUUAGAUCCCUUGACUUCAUUCUGAAAAUAUUUUUUUGGGUAGCGAAGAGAAAUCAAUGUUUCGGAAUGAAAACUCAUCACCUAAAUGAAAAUUUUCCCACAUGGAAGCUCGAAAAAUGCAUUUAACUUGCCAGAUAGAUCAUAGAAAAAGUACAAGAGCAAACUACGGUUCGUUCACUGAUCUCUGUGUCACGUUUGUAAUGUUUCUAUUGAACAUUCAACUCUGGAGCUGUUUCUCCGAUAUUCUAGUGUCCGUUGGUUAUUGCGUAAAUUAUUUAAUCGUCUCAGUCUCUCAUUCAGCUUGGAGUUAUGUGAAAGGCGCCGGCUUUGAGUGUAAAUAAGCUGUUUUACGCCGGAAUGAAAAUAACUUUAUAUUCUAUUGUACAUGGCAUUGAAAGAUUAAGCAUUUUGAUUGAGUCACUUGUAAAUCACUUCAUACGAGUCACUCUGCGGUUAAACUGAGUGCACACUGGCAAUACCAAUAAGCCAGUCGGUGAGUUCAAUCAGUGGAUAAUGUGCAGAAGAAAAAACAGAUGGAGAGAGAGAGAAGGAUGAAACGAAUGGGUGAAUACUCUUGUGCAUUCGUUGAAUUGCUAACUGCUGACAUAUUCUGAUGUUGUAAAUUUCGAAAUUUUUUGGGGGAUCGGGGGCAAACGCCAAAGAUGGAGAGACUGUACAUAAUUUUUUUUUUAACCAAAGACCGAUUGUGUGCCUUAAAAUAAUCGAAAUCUGAGAUUACGGAAAAAUGUAAAUCGAAAGGAUCCGUUUGCUUUUUGUAAUUGCAGUGCAUUUGUUAUGAUGACUUCGACGAGUGAGACUUAAAAUGUUAUUACGAAGAUAAUUGUAAUAUUUUUCUAAGUUAUUUUAGACAUUAUUUAAUGCCUAACUGGAUCUAGUCUUAUUUAUAAAAAUAAUGGUGAAUAUGUUGCGGAUAUUUUUUAAUCAAGUUGAAAAUUAUUUAAUUGAAAUCGCGAAUUGACUCGCAUCAGUCAUCACGUUUGUAUAUAGUCGAAAUGAGUCUGGAAGUGUCUGGAUCUCAUUAAAAAUGUGAUCGAAGCACCGUGGAAAGUCAAUUUGUUAAUUGAAAUAUUUGUAUCAUAAAUCAACGAAAGCAUCUGCGCACCGUCCUCUACUCAUACUUUAUUGUGUCUUUUUUUUUCAACUAUUAAAAUUACAAAGCAGUAUAAAAGUUCAUUUCAUACGCUCAGUGUAAAGAGAUUAUUGUUUAUAGCUCGUAAUAAAGAAAAAAUUGUUAAUUAAAAAU